ACAGAGAAGCGGGCAGCGCUCGGCCGCCGCCGAGAGACGGUUACUCCAUUUUACCCCCCCCUCACCGGAGCCGACCAUCCCUCGUAUCCGCCCAGGCCCAGCCGCCCCUCACCCCCUCCACUGCCCGAGCUGAGCAGCCGCCGCCCCCGCCGGGAGGAGGAGGAGGGGCCCGGGGACCCCCCCACCCCGCCCGGAGCAGCCGCCGGGGCCGGGGCGCCCUCCCACAGCCCGACACCGCCAGGGACCGUCCCUCUCGAGUAGCCGCCAGAGCCAGGGCGGGAGCAGCCGCCGCCGACCCCGCCAGUGGCGAGAGGAGGGGCCCGAGGGCCACCCCCGCGUGAGGAGAAGGGGCCCGGACAGCCACCGGCGGGGCGCGAUCCCCCUGGGCACAGGGGCGGCUUUGAGCAGGUUUUGUAGUGCUUCCCUGAGCAUGAGUUCAGAAUGAAGCGGCGAUUGGAUGAGCAGGAGUCACCGGUGUACGCGUCACAGCAGAGACGUAUCACCAGCAGCACAGAAGCUUUCCAACACCAGCACCGUAUGCUUGCUCCAGCACCUCCUGUAUAUGAGGCGGUUUCGGAGACCAUGCAGUCUGCCACUGGAAUUCAGUACUCUGUAACUCCCAGCUACCAGGUGUCGGCUGUGCCACAGAGCUCAGGCAGUCAUGGCCCUGCUAUAGCGACCGUCCAUAGUGGACAUCAUCACACUACACCAGUGCAGCCUCAUGGAAGCCAGGUGGUGCAGAGUCAUGCUCACCCGACCCCUCCAGCAGCACCAGUGCAGGGGCAGCAGCAGUUCCAGAGGCUUAAGGUGGAGGAUGCGCUGUCCUAUCUUGACCAGGUGAAGCUGCAGUUUGGUAGUCAGCCUCAGGUCUACAAUGAUUUCCUGGACAUAAUGAAGGAAUUUAAGUCUCAAAGUAUUGACACUCCAGGGGUGAUCAGCCGCGUGUCUCAGCUCUUCAAAGGUCACCCUGACUUGAUCAUGGGCUUCAAUACCUUCUUGCCACCUGGCUACAAAAUUGAGGUGCAGACUAACGAUAUGGUGAAUGUGACAACACCAGGGCAGGUUCACCAGAUCCCCACACAUGGCCUCCAGCCGCAGCCACAGCCGCAGCCUCAGCAUCAAUCCCAGCCUUCAGCACAGUCAACCCCAACCCCAGCACAGCCUGCACCACAGCCACCACCUGCCAAAAUAAGCAAGCCAUCACAAUUGCAGGCACAUACGCCAGCCAGCCAGCAGACUCCCCCAAUUCCUCCAUAUGCAUCACCGCGCUCUCCACCUGUGCAGCCUCAUACACCUGUGACAAUCUCUCUUGGAACCACACCAUCCCUGCAGAACAAUCAGCCGGUUGAGUUUAAUCAUGCCAUCAACUAUGUCAACAAGAUCAAGAAUCGGUUCCAGGGACAACCAGACAUCUAUAAGGCCUUCCUGGAGAUCCUCCACACGUAUCAGAAAGAGCAGCGGAAUGCCAAGGAGGCAGGUGGUAACUACACACCAGCUUUGACAGAGCAGGAGGUGUAUGCACAGGUCGCGCGCCUCUUCAAGAACCAGGAGGAUUUACUCUCUGAGUUUGGGCAGUUCCUGCCAGAUGCUAACAGCUCUGUGCUGUUAAGCAAGACAACUGCAGAGAAAGUGGAGUCGGUAAGAAAUGACCAUGGUGGAACAAUCAAGAAACCCCAGCUCAACAACAAGCAACAAAGACCCAACCAAAAUGGCUGUCAAAUCAGACGGCACUCAGGAACUGGAGCAACCCCACCAGUGAAGAAGAAACCAAAGCUGCUUGGUUUAAAGGACCAGUCAUUGGCAGAAGCCAGCAAACAUGGGGUGGGGACAGAAUCUCUGUUCUUUGAGAAGGUCCGCAAGGCUCUGCGUAGCACGGAGGCGUAUGAAAAUUUUCUUCGCUGCCUGGUUAUUUUUAAUCAGGAGGUGAUCUCCCGGGCUGAGCUUGUGCAGCUAGUUUCUCCAUUCUUGGGGAAAUUCCCAGAACUGUUCACUUGGUUUAAAAACUUUCUGGGUUACAAAGAGUCUGUUCACAUGGAGACAUUUCCAAAAGAACGGGCUACAGAGGGGAUUGCCAUGGAGAUAGACUAUGCCUCUUGUAAGAGACUGGGCUCCAGCUACCGAGCCUUGCCCAAGAGUUACCAGCAGCCCAAGUGCACCGGGCGGACUCCGCUAUGUAAAGAGGUUUUGAAUGAUACUUGGGUCUCCUUCCCUUCCUGGUCUGAGGAUUCUACCUUUGUUAGCUCCAAGAAGACACAAUACGAAGAACACAUCUACAGAUGUGAGGACGAGCGUUUUGAGCUGGAUGUUGUCUUAGAGACCAACCUGGCAACAAUCAGAGUCUUAGAGGCAAUCCAAAAGAAACUCUCCCGCUUGUCUGCUGAGGAGCAAGCCAAAUUCCGGCUGGACAACACUCUGGGUGGCACGUCGGAGGUGAUCCACCGCAAGGCGCUGCAGAGGAUAUAUGCUGACAAAGCGGCCGACAUCAUAGACGGGCUGAGGAAAAACCCAUCUGUUGCAGUUCCUAUUGUGCUGAAAAGAUUAAAAAUGAAAGAGGAAGAGUGGCGAGAAGCCCAGAGAGGAUUCAACAAGGUCUGGAGGGAGCAGAAUGAGAAAUAUUACCUGAAAUCCCUGGAUCACCAGGGCAUCAACUUCAAACAGAAUGACACCAAGGUCCUGAGGUCAAAGAGCCUCCUCAAUGAGAUUGAGAGCAUCUAUGAUGAGAGGCAAGAGCAGGCAUCAGAAGAUAAUGCUGGAGUACCCAUAGGCCCACACUUGUCACUAGCCUAUGAGGACAAGCAAAUCCUGGAGGAUGCUGCUUCUCUUAUCAUCCACCAUGUGAAACGGCAGACAGGAAUUCAGAAAGAGGACAAGUACAAAAUCAAGCAGAUCAUGUACCACUUCAUUCCGGACCUGCUGUUUGCUCAGCGGGGCGAGCUCUCAGACGUGGAAGAGGAAGAAGAGGAGGAAAUGGAUGUGGAUGAAACCACCGGGGCUGCGAAAAAGCACAAUGGAGUUGGGGGCAGCCCCCCUAAAGCCAAGCUGCUGUUCAGCAACACAGCGGCCCAGAAGCUACGGGGGGUGGACGAAGUGUACAACCUCUUCUAUGUCAACAACAACUGGUACAUCUUCAUGCGGCUUCACCAGAUCCUAUGCUUGCGGCUGCUGAGGAUUUGCACCCAGGCCGAGCGGCAAAUCGAAGAGGAGAACCGAGAAAGGGAAUGGGAGCGGGAAGUGCUUGGCAUAAAACGAGACAAGAGUGACAGCCCAGCAAUUCAGCUGCGACUGAAAGAGCCCAUGGAUAUUGAUGUGGAGGAUUACUACCCAGCUUUCCUGGAUAUGGUGCGGAACCUGCUAGAUGGCAACAUGGAUUCGUCCCAGUAUGAGGACUCCCUGCGUGAGAUGUUCACCAUUCAUGCCUACAUCGCCUUUACCAUGGACAAGCUGAUCCAGAGCAUUGUUAGACAGCUUCAGCACAUAGUGAGCGAUGAGAUCUGCGUACAGGUGACAGAGCUUUACCUGUCGGAGAAUAGCAACGGAGCUACCGGAGGCCUGCUGUCCUCACAGUCAUCUCGGGCCCUUGUGGAGGCCAAGUACCAGCGCAAAGCCGAGCAGCCCAUGUCAGACGAGAACUGUUUCAAGCUGAUGUUCAUUCAGAGCAGAGGCCAGGUCCAAUUAACCAUCGAGCUGCUGGACACCGAAGAGGAGAACUCGGAUGACCCCGUAGAGGCAGAGCGUUGGUCAGACUACGUAGAGCGGUACGUCAACUCUGAUUCUACCUCUCCCGAACUUCGGGAACACCUGGCCCAGAAGCCGGUUUUCCUGCCAAGGUGAGUGAACAAGCUGUGGCUGUGAAA
Molecule: messenger RNA, 3854 nt
Organism: Trachemys scripta elegans
Lineage: Eukaryota; Metazoa; Chordata; Testudines; Emydidae
Gene: SIN3A
Product: SIN3 transcription regulator family member A
Exons: 19
Coding region: 442-3831 (1129 amino acids)
Biological process (GO): negative regulation of transcription by RNA polymerase II
Cellular component (GO): chromatin
Molecular function (GO): transcription corepressor activity
Source: RefSeq, a predicted model, not a curated record